Oryctolagus cuniculus (rabbit) is the source of this 22386-nucleotide messenger RNA. The record is from RefSeq and is a predicted model, not a curated record. Lineage: Eukaryota; Metazoa; Chordata; Mammalia; Lagomorpha; Leporidae.
GCUCUCUCCACCUCCACCUUGUCUCCCUGCAGUGGGAACUCUGGAAGAUAGAGAAGGAAGGGACCGUGCAUUUCCUAGGUGAGCCCUGCCACUGACUUCUGAGUCCCCGGAAAGGCUGAUGUCCUCUGAUUGCACUUUGUAAUUCGAUUUUAAAGCUUGGUAAUUCAUUUCAGUUAGGGGUGAUUCAUUUCAGCUGGGUAAGAACUGAGUUGCCAGCACACGAGUGCUGAAGCCAUGGACUGAAGGAGAGGCCAGGAGGCGCUGUGUAAAUCUGUAGAAGACUUUUACUCCAGGGGUGGGUAUAGGAAGAGGAAGUUUGGAAGAGAAAACUGCUGUAUUUUUAUAUACAUGUAUGUUUUGGAUUACCUAGUUGAGGACCAUGGUAGUUACAUCUUACUCUGUUUGCUCAGAUGAUCACAUUUGGUGUGAGGGUACUUAAAAAAGUUUGUGGAAAAUGGAAUUAAAGGACAAGUUUAUUUUGGUGCAAAAAAUUAAGACUCAUGCAUAGUUUUCUUCCUUAUCUAUGUUUUCUCUGAACUUUAGGAAACCUCUCCCAUUUAAACUUGUGAAAGCCCAGGAAAACAUUUUUCCUGAUUUACCACUCAAGAAUUUUUACAUAAAGAAUUAAAGCUUAAUGGUUUAAAUAAUAACUAGCUUACUUGCUAAAUGAUUGUGUGUAUAGUAAAGUAGCAUUUAUACAUAUAUAUAUCCUCUUGUAUGUAUUCUGCUUUCAUAGGAAUAAAGAAAUGGAUAGUUACUUUGGAGAUCUUAUGUUCCUGUUUUAAAAAAAUGAUGAAAUGUUUAUGUUCAUUACUCUAAUUUCAUUAAAAGCAGAUUAUGUUUUAAAAUUACUUAUUGAAAUAGUUCUUUGUGGGUAAAAAUGUUAUGAAAAAAAUGUGUUUAACUUAGAACGUGGCGUUUUUAGAUAGGGGAAAGUGUAGUGAUAAUCCAGUUCCGAAAACAUGAGAAAUAGAUAUUCCUCUGUGCAGGGAAGAGUCUCUUGUUUGUUUAUUAUUUAUUUUAAAGUUUGAUUUUAUUUAUUUUGAAAGGUAGAGUUACAGAGUGAGAAGGAGAGAGAGAGGUCUUCUAGCCGCUGGUUCACUACCCAAAUGGCCACAGCUGCUGAGGCUGGGCCCAGCCGAAGCCAGGAGCUUCUUCUGGGUCUCCAUGUGCGUGCACAGGCACAAGGACUUGGACCAUCCUCCACUGCCUUCCCAGGUGCAUUAGCAGGGAGCUGGAUCAGAAGUGGAGCAGCCAGAACUGGAACCGGCACCCAGCACCCAUAUGGGAUGCCAGUGCUACAGGCAGCAGCUUAACCUGCUGUGCCCAGCACCGGCCCCAAGUGUCUCUUUUCUGUUUCUCUUCACUCAAGCUUUCUUGAUUAGAAAAUGUGGCAAAAGUUUUAUUUUUGUUUUAGAGUUGUAUUCAAGUUAGGAUCUUCUGGAAGUAAUACCUGUAAAAUGCUUGCAUUUUAGGGAGUAUUUGGAGGUGUAGGGUACUAAUGAGCUCAUGUAUGGAUCUGACCAGCUCCAGGUGUCUUCGUAGCUUGGUUCCCUUCACAGCAUUUGAUAAGUAGGCACGGUGGAACCUCCGUUGUCAGUUGUUGGGAGACUUCGUUCGGAUGGAAACGUUUCUGUCCAGUGGCCAAGCCUGUCUUCUCGUAGACCCUCUGUGAACAGCUCAGCUUGCAUCUGAUAGUCUCUGUCUGCUUUGUAUGCGUGGAGCCAGGCAGCUUAAAACAGUUCUCCAGUAAUCAAAGACUUGAGCCUUGUGGGCACUGCUAUGCUCUCACUUGGUAUUAAAGUUUUCUUGGGUUACAGCUCAUUGCUGCAGCAAGUGAUUGAAGAAGGAGCCCUGUUCCUGCCCUUGAGCUACAGCUAAAGUACAAGCAGUGGCUUAGGGGUGAGGAGUCUUCCUCACCACACACGGUUUGUAUGUAUGGAGCCUGCCAGCAGUUGACAUUCUGCACUGGUUUUUUUGUUAUUGCUUGUGAUUCACAUUCAAUACUGCUGUUUAUAGUUUUUAAAAUCUAGAUUAUAUCUAGAAUUUUUAUGCAGAUUACUACUGAAUCUUCUCACCUUCCAGACUAUAAAAUCACUUUAAAGAAGACUUUCCAAGGCAAUCAGAAGUGAAUUCUAGAGUAAUAUCUAGCACUCUUGCUCUAUUUGUAGUAUAACUCAUCUAAAACCAAUGGAAUAUAGAAGUGUUUUAACAUAAGGAGGGGAGGAAGGGGAGAGAGAUGACGAUGAAAUACUAUGGUAUGAUUAGUAUUUUAUACAAAGUUGUUAGACUUUAUCAAACUUGUAAUUACUAUUUAAUUAUCCUGCUUUCCUGCUUUAUCACUGGCUUAGAUACUGGCUUUCAUUCCUAGUAUUUUUCAGGUUUAUCUGUUCAAGAUGAGAAUACCUCAUUUUAGUACUCCUUUUAAGAAAGCAGUAUUCAGGUGUGACCAUAGACACAUUUAGGGGAACCAAAUUUAAAGAAUUAGUCAAAUCAAUUGGUAAGUUACCACCUUAUCUAGAGGGAAGAGUAUGCUCAAUAGUUUGGAAAAGGACAGUUAACCAGUUGUCCUUUUUUUUAAAUUUGUUUUAUUUGAGAGGCAGAGAGAGAGAGAGAGGUCCUCCAUCCGCUGGUUUACUCCACACAUGGUUUACAUUGGCCAGUCAGCUGGGGCUGUGCUGGAGCCAGGAGCCAGGAGCUUCUUUGGGAUCUCCCACGUGGGUGCAGGGGCUGAAGGGGUUGGGCCUUCUUCCACUGCUUUUCCAAGCCAUAGCAGAGAACUAGAUAGGAAGUGGAGCAACCAGGACUUGAACUGGUGCCCGUAUAGGAUGCCGGCACUGCAGGCGGCGGCUUUACGUGCUACGCCACAGUGCUGGCCCCAACCAGUUGUCUUAAUCCAGUCUUGUCCUGGUUGUUGGUCUCAACUGAGAGCCUGGAUUGUUUACCCAUGGCUCAGGUCUGAACUGCCACCUGUAUUUUUAUGGCCUGUGAGCUAAGAACGAAUUUUACAGUUAAAUAGCUGAAAAAUAUUUUAUUAUUGAAAAUUAUAUGAAUUAUAAAUUUUGUAGCCCAUGAAUGAGACUGUAUAGGAACAUAACCCUGUUCCUUUAUUAUCUGAUCUUUUACAGACAAAGUUUGAUUUACAGUGUACAGACAGGGUUUUCUGGAUUCAUUGAGCAUUUCUCUUGGCUUCUUUGUGUCAUUUCUCUUUGAUUCCUUCCUUUUUCUUUGUGUAGUAUAUCUUUGAUUUACAGUUGGUUGGUUUGCUGUUUUUGUAACAAGCUGACAGCUUGCCUUUCCUCCUGUGCUCUGUGCUUGUAGCCUCCCGGAUGUCCCCCUUGGCCCCAUGGACUUGAUGCUCAGAACUUAACGAGUUGCCGACCCUGAAACUUGUCUGUGUUAGUGCUAAACUGAUUUCUGCCUAUUGUGUCUCUGUCUUUUGUCAUCUAGGGAUGCACAAAUCUAAAUUCUGUUGUUUCUUGAAUUCCCAAUACUGUAGAGUCUCUUGCUUGCCCUCGUUGAACUGCUUAUCUUUCUUGGACUCCCAAGUUUCUUAGCUGGUCUCCUCCUUGAUAUGGGAUUAUAGUUCCUGCUUAUAAAGGCACUUUUUGAUGUGCAGAAAUAGUUGUACUUGAGAUUCUUUAGGAGAAUUCAGCUGAAAUGCAUUUUUUAAAAAGACAUACUUGAAAUGCUGAGUGGCGGUGAGUGACAUAACGUUCAUCUGCUGGGUCACUCCUCAGAUACCUAUAGCAGUUGGCUCUAGGCUAGCCAAGGCCAGGAGUCAGGAACGCCAUCCAGGUCUCCUACAUGGGUGGCAGGAACCCACGCAGUUGGGCCAUCAUCUGCUGCCUCCCAGGUGCGUUAGGAGGAAGCUGGAUCAGAAGUGCCGAAUAGCCAGGACUUGAACCAGCACUCUUUUUUUUUUUUUUUUUUUUUGACAGGCAGAGUUAGACAGAGAGAGAGAAAGGUCUUCCUUUUUCCUUUGGUUCACCCCCCAAGUGGCUGCUGCGGCCGGUGCGCUACGCCAAUCCGAAGCCAGGAGCCAGGCGCUUCCUCCUGGUCGCCCAUGUGGGUGCAGGGCCCAAGAACCUGGGCCAUCCUCCACUGCCCUCCUGGGCUACAGCAGAGAGCUGGACUGGAAGAGGGGCAACCGGGACAGAACCGGCAUCCCAACUGGGACUAGAACCCGGGGUGCCGGCGCCGCAGGUGGAGGAUUAGCCUAGUGAGCCGUGGCGCCAGCCGAACCAGCACGUAGGGGAUAUGGACGCCCCAGUUGGCAGUUUACCUCGCUGUGCCACAACGUCCGAGAAUAGAAGUCCUUGUAUAGUGAUGGCUGGCUUUCUCUUUCACGUUUUUCUUUUUUUUUCUUUUUUUCUUUUUUUUUUAAAGACAUAUUUAUUUGAAAGGCAGAGUUAUAGAGAGCAAGAGAGUGUUUUCCUCUGCUGGUUUACUCCUCAAAUGACUGCAACAGCCGGAGCUGGGCCAAUCCAAAGCCAGGAGCCAGAAGCUUUUUCCGGGUUUGCCAUGUGGGUGCAGAGGCCCAAGGACUUGGGCCAUCUUCCGCUGCUUUCCCAGGUGCUUUAGCAGGGAGCUGGAUUGGAAGUGGAGCAGCUGGGACUUGAACUGGUGCCCUUAUGGGAUGCUGGCUAUGCAGGUGGUGGCUUAAUCUGCUAUGCCACAGUGCCAGCCCCCAGUGAUGGCUUUCUGAUUUCCAUGCUAGUUGAUUAUACGAACAUUGGCCAAAUCAUAGCACAUCUCUCUCCUCUCGAACAUUCUGAAUGGAGUCUGGCGUCCAAAGCUACCUCUGAUACAACUCCUAACCUAUUUUAUUAAACCACCUCUCUGAAUUUCUUCCACUCUCCAUUCCAUAUACCACGUAAAACUGCUGCAGAUCUUUAUAAAUGCCAUUCGCCUUUUGUGCUUAUAUCACACUGUUUCUCUGUUUGGAAUGUUCUCCCUUUCUGGGGUCUCAUCCCCAUGAAAAUCCGCUAUUUGGAGCAUCAAACAGGUACUGAGGGCCCGCACCCUCAGGAGUAUAGAUUGUGACGCAUCCUUGGUUGCACGCUUUUCUGUUCGGAUCACAUGGGUCACAUUCCACUUUGUAUUAGGUCACUGGUGAAUGCAUCUUGACCUUUGCUAGUUUACACAUUUUUGAGGAUCUGUUCUGUUUCAUUUCUGUCCUCUGCUGUGCUUUUCACAUAUGGCAGAUAAUCAGCUGCCUUGAGGGGAUUAGUAUUGUCUCUAGAACAGUUCUCUGAUACGAUAAAUCGUGUUGGUUUUUGUGCUAGUAGAUUGCUUUCAACUCGGUGCACUGUGCUUGAUCUGUGUGAGUUGCAUGCCGACCAGAAGUUGUGUGGAUUUCUGAGGCUAUUUUACUGCACGUAGUUUUGUUUUAUUAUAAUUUAAGUACCAUGUGAACUCAUGAAAUGAGUGUUUUUUUUUUUUUCUUUCAACUGGAUUCUUGGGGGAAGACUUGAUAAAAGGUGAGUCACUAAAAUAGCUGUAGAAGUAAAUAGAGUUGAAAUUAAUUAAUUUGGGAGAGGAGUAACAGAAGUUCAGGAUUCUGUAAGUAGAUGGUUUAAGAGGAUCUCUUAAAAUUUUUCAUGUAAAUUAAACUGAAAGUAGAGAUUGUAGAUGAUACAUUGUAUAUGGUAUAGACCAAACAGAAGAAGCUUUAAUCAUAAAGCAAUUGGGAAUCCUGAUACCAUUGUCCAAGGGCUAUGACAUCAUCAUGUGAAAGAUCGAUGAAUGUAUAUGUUUUAAAUACUUAGAGUGAACACAUAUUUUUGAUUGGAUAUGAUUAUCUUGCGUGUGAAGGCUUCUGCAUCAGUGUGUGCUCUGAUUCUUGUUUUCAAAAUGAAUAGAAGAAUGUACCAUUUUCGGUCACCGUUCCUCAGCUGUAAAACAGUAAUCCUUCCACUGGAAGGUUCUUGGAAGUAAAGCGGGAACGUGACUGGCAGGCGGGAGGUUGCCAGGAUGUCGUUCCGGUAGCCUUGUCAUCUCAGGCAAGUUACUGAGCUGCUUUGCUUCCUUUUCCACCAUUCCUGCUUCACCGGUGAAGGGACUCCAGAAGAUAAGCUUACGUGUGUACAUUUGUUUUGUCAGACCCCUAGACUGAGUCACACCUGACACAGUUCUGGCUUGGCAAGCACUGGAGUUGGUGGUGUUUGUGCGCAGGCUCUGUCCUCCUACUCCCAGCUAGAAAUUUAGAUUUUACAAGGAAUCUGAUUUAAGAUGUUGGCAAUUAAUUAAAAAUAUUUAGGCACCAUGGACUGGAUGUAUCUGUGGGUCAGAUAUAGCUGUCAUUUUGUAAUUUCUGACUUAGAAGGUUGGCUUUCGGCUUUCUAGGAACCUCUCAGCACGUUGACAAAGCCCACCUUGUUAGCUGUCCCUGGGUUACAGUAGGACUGGUAGUCAACUUAGUAAACAGCAGUGGCGUUCAGUUCUGGCAGGUAGGGUUAGUCCCUAGUUCUAGACUGAUGAUGUUUUAUGCAUUUAGGCUGAAGUGUUCAGACUUUAGAGACGUGCAUGGCUUUAGUAUGCGUCCCGAAGUAUGCCUAAGCUUUGUCAGAAGUUGGUAGUCAUAGCUCACUUUGUCUUUGGAGGAUAGCUUACGUUAAGCAUGCAUCAGCACCCUGUGAUGCGCACCCGUUUUAUUGACUUCUUCAGGAGCUGGCAAUACUGUUCCCUCUGCAGGGCUGCUGUGUGUAGAAAAUGACAUUUGUUGGUUGAGGUGCAACCAUGAGUUCUCGGUAGUUGUGGCCCGCGGACUUGGAUCCAGGCUGUUCCUGCGUGUCUUUGGCUGCACAGUACAGUUGACCCCCUUCUCCCAGUCGUGUGAACUGUGGCUCCAGUGCCCCGUUGCAGGAGUGCCUGCUUACUUAGGGGUCCUUCAGCUGGUGCAGGUGAAAGCCUUGCCGUGAGAUUGCAAGUGAAAGCAUGAGCUUGACACGCCUUUCUCUGCGGAGCUCCCCCCACCCCCCGCUUGCGUUUCGGGUGCUGGGAGAUGCUCCUGUGAGAGCCCGUGUGCAUGCAGCCUUGGCCGCUGUGAGCAGGUGCAGAGCUGUACCUGCCCUCUUGCAGUUUGUGUCCACAUGCCCUGUGUGGAAAGUGUGGAUGUGCAGCAUCCACCACAUGCUGGUUUUGAUUCAGAUUUCCAGUGAUUCUUCUGUUGAAUGAGAAGCUAAAUGUGCGGGUAGGGUGUAUGCCAGCCAUGUUACAGGACAGGUGUACCUAAGUUUCUGUUUGCAUUUUAAAUUUUGACCUGUUAAGUCAGUGAAGUGACCUAAUCACUUACUAGAUUUUGAUUGUCUUUCUUUUGCUGGUGUACUACUUGCCUUCUGUCUUGUUAGCUAUCACGAGAAAGCAAUUAGAAGUAUAUGAGCUUGAAACCUUAAGGACAAGUAUCUAUCAGGGAGAGGCUUGUUAGCACGGUUUUCCUUAUAAGAAUGCCCUUCUCAUGGGUUGACUAUGCCAGGGCCAGGGACUUUCAAGUUCUUUCUGUAUAUUUAAGAGUGAAGGGAAAAACCUCUGACGUUACGUUCCUUGUCAGAUAUUUUACCUGAUGAGGAUGCAGUCACUGGAUGCUGCUUAUGAUUUCGAGAUAUCCUGCCUUCUGCUCAGAGAAGGCAGUCUGCAUUGGUUUGUCUAGAUGUUUAUACCCUUCUGCUUGGCAGUAUCUGAAAUAGCAAGAUGCGGCUGCAUUCGCAAUCUAGAACACUUUGCCCCUGUUUUGCAUUCACUUAAAUUUCCACCAGUCUUUCCGAGUAACUGUUAAAGUUACCUAUUUAUGGACCUACUUUUUUCUUCUUUAAGAUUUAUUUAUGUAUUUGAAGGGCAGAGUUAACAGAGAGGCAGAGGCAGACAGAGAGGGAGAUCUUCCAUGUGUUGGUUCACUCCCCAGAUGGCUGCAACAGCUGGAGCCGGGCUGGUCCGAAGCCAGGAGUCAGGAGCUUCCACGUGGGUUCAGGGGCCCAAGCACUUGGGCCAUCCUCCACUGCCCUCCCAGGCCACAGCAGAGAGCUGGGUCAGAUGUGGAGCAGCCAGGACUUGAACUGGCGCCCAUAUGGGAUGCUGGCACUGCAGGUGGUGGCCCUACCCACUACGCCACAGUGCUGGCCCCUUUUUUACUUCUUAAAACCUUAUUUUCUCCACACGAGGGGGAAAAUAAGAUUUUUAAAUUUUCCAUCCAAAAGGAAAUAAAUAUUCUACUUUCAGAAUCUUCUGUUCAUUACUUGGUUUUCUGGGAGAAUCAGAAUCUGUUCCAUCAGGAAGAUACUUGUGUUUAUAUUUUCUGCUUCAAUCACUUUGAAAAACAAGAAGAAACCAUUUAUAAUCUGUUCUUUUUGAAACACAGAGUUGAAAUCGAGUAGGAUAAGAGAAAAAACGUGAAAAUGAACCAAAAAGUUGACUUGAUUGCAUAUGGUUGGCCUUUGAGGGAGAGUUUGAUUGAAGUAAGAAUUGCCUGUAGAGGGUCUGCAAUAGAUUCAUGGAAAAUGCACAGUAUUUUAAUAUUUUCCCAGAAACUCUUUGAAGUACCCCCAUCUGUGUAUAUAUAUAUAUAUUUAUUUAAGAUAUAUUUCAUUUUAAUGGUUGGAGAGUGUGAUUCCAUUUUAUAAAUAAAAAAACUGAAGCAGAAAGGUCAGAUGGCUUUGUAAAUAGCCGAACCAGUACCAGCAUAUUCCAAGGCUGGAAGUCGUGCUUUUGAUCACUGUGUCUGUCAGAAAGUACAUUCUGCAGUUAACAGUGCAGUUAAGCCUCUUGAGAUUAAGGAAAUAGUUCCCAUCUGUGUUGAAUGCCUGCUGGGUGCCAGUGCUGCCUGCACGUUUGAGGAGUGUAGUGUGAAGCAAAGUUCCAGGUUUGUGGUGCUGUCCAGCCUAGUGAGGAAGACCAACUAGCAUAUUUGGUGAAGAAAACCAAAGCAGGAUGGGGAGAAAACAAGGAGUGUCCUGUUUUACUUAGGGUGACUGUGCAAGGCAGGAGCUUCUGUAAGAGCAAGCCUUGGCCGGCGCCGCAGCUCACUUGGCUAAUCCUCUGCCUGCAGCACCGGCACCCCGGGGUUCUGUCCGGGUUGCUCCUCUUCCAGUCCAGCUCCCUGCUGUGGCCCUGGAGGGCAGCGGAGGAUGGCCCAAGUGCUUGGGUCCCUGCACCUGCACUAGAGACUGGGAGGAAGUACCCAGGUCCUGGCUUCGGAUCAGUGCAGUGCCGGCCGUAGCGGCCAUUAGGGGAGUGAACCAACGGAAGGAAGACCUUUCUCUCUGUCUCUCUCUCACUGUGUAUAACUCUCUCUCUGUCUCUCUUUCUGUCUAACUCUGCCUGGCAAAAAGAAAAAAAAAAGCUUUAGCCAUCAGGUUGGGGCGGAAGAUGGAGACGCAGACAGGUCUUGAGGAGUUGAGUCAGCCGGUGGUCAGUCGGCAACCUUCAUUUUCUGAAGGUCCUUCUCAGUCUUACCUGAAAGAAUUGAUGAGUAUUUGUUGAAUGCCCGAUUGUUUUCCUAUGACUUCCAUUUUAAAGAAAACUUUUACUUAUUUUCAUUUAUUUGAGAGACAGGUCUUUCGUCCAUUGUGUUAAGAGUCUGGAGCUCCAUCCAGGUCAGCGUGGGUGGCAGGGGUGCCCAGGAACACGAGUCGUCUUCUGCCUUUUGGGUGUGCAUUGGCAGAGAACUGGAAUCGAAAACUGGGACUCUGACCAGGCACUCUGGUCUGGAGUUCGCGUCCAAAUGCCUUUGCCUCCUCCAUAGGCCUUUUUACCUAGUAAUCUUGAUGUUGCCUUGAGAUGCAUGUUUUCCCCAUUUUAUGGAAGGGAAAGUUAAGGCACAGACUUGGGCAUCUCUAAAAGUAAAUUGUGAAAUGAAUCUCCAGAUUGUACCUGUUACUUAAACUUCAGUAGUUCAUUGCCAUUCAUCAAUCUUACCUCAUCUCCAACCUUCCCUUUCGAAAAUAUAAGCUGUUAGCAUAGUUCAUUUAACACUUUAAUGCUUUGUGCUGAGAUUACUGAUUAUUAGAACUGACUGUAAUUGUUGUCACUUUUUUAUUUGGAUCAUUUGAGGUUGCAGACAUCUUGACAUGUCUUUAAUCUUAGGACUUGGGCCUUUUUCGUAACCACAGCGUAACUAUUAACUCAGCAUUGACAUUGCUACAGUAUUAUUCCACAAUCCUCAUGUAAGUCUAUGGUGUUAUUCUAGUAAUAAUUUUUAGUUUUUAAUCCAGUGUUCAGUCAAGGCUCAUGUCAUUGACAGUGGCAGACCCUGUUUUGUGGAACCCCUUACUUGGGAUUUGUCUGUAGUUGCUUGCUCAUGAUUAGAGGUGGAUUAACCAUCGCUGGCAGGAGUGCUCCCUGGGGAUUUCACUGUGUCAUCCUGGGAGGCAUGGCAGUUUGUCCCACUGUUGGGAUUGUUGAAGCAGUCAUCGGGUUUAGGGGAUAGGCACCUGAUUGUUCAGUUGUAAACACACCUUUUUCUUGUGCUAAGAAAUCUGUGGAGUAAAAAAUUUGAGUUAGAAUUUUUUGUUCUUCAAAAAUCUGCUGGUUUUGGCAUCUGUUGAUGGUUCUAAAUCAAAUUAUUGCUGGAGUCCUUUAAACAAACACAGAUCUAUCAUUUCGCCUGUAACUAUUUGGUGUUCAUCUAAAAGAUGAGGGCUUUAAAACACAACCAAAGUACCUUUGUCACACCUAACUACAGUUCUUUAAUAUUUACUAUUCUGUUCAGAUUUCCUGAAUUGCCUCUCUACAGUUAGCUUGUUUGAAUUUUCAGUCUACAUAAGGUCACAGAUUGUAUUUACUUAAAUGGCUUCUUAAAUCUCUUACUUUGUAACAGCCACACACACACACACACCCACACACCCUUUGUCUUGCAUUUCUGCAUUUGGCUGGUCACUUCCUGUGUACUUCUGCUCCAGGUGUAUUUUAUAGACUCAUAGGUAGAAGUUUAAGGUUCUGAUUUGGUUUUUGGUUUUGAAGAGUGUCCUGGGGUAGCAGCACAUCCAGGGGCAUAUAGUCUGCCUUUUAGAGAUCAGUUUAGUUCUUGAUGGAUGUAGAUAUCCAUCCUAUUACAAUCUAUAUUUAUUGUUUAUUAGAGAAAUGAAGUGAGAGAGAGAGAGAGAGAGGGACAGGCAGCUCCUAGACACUGGUUUGCUUCCCAAAUGACUUCAGUCAGGACAGAGCCGGUGCUGGACACUCAGUCCUGAUCCCUGACAUGGAUGGCGGAGACCCAACUAAUUGAGCCAUCACUGCUGCCUUCCAGGGUCUGGCAUUAGCAAGAAGCAGCAAUCAGGAGUGGAAGCAGGACUUGAACCUGGCGGGCCAGUGUGGGAUGUGGGUGUUCCCACUGGCAUCUUAACUGUCAGGGUUGGUACAGUAGGCUUCACUAGACUUAGCUGCAACUCAGAAUUUCUCCUCCAGCACCUGAGUAAAUGCUGAUGGUCUUGUGGAGAGUGGAUUAAGAGUACGAGCUAAGUUCUCGAUCCCAAUUAAGAAGCCGAGGAAAAUUUAAACUGUCUCCUUCAAAGUUUAUCACAACCACCACCAUCGAGACAGCAAACCAAAGGACAAAGACUUUGACCUGCUGUAUUGCUCUGUGUAGUCCAGUGCACGUAUGGUUCACAGACUGGCUGGGGUUACUAAUAAGUAAAUAAAAAGUUGGACACUUCUGUCAUUGGACACUUACUCACAAGUUACCAGAAUGAGGGCUGUACUGGAGACAGCAGACAUUGCCAUAGUGGCCCUGUAUUUUAUCCUGGUCAUGUGCAUUGGUUUUUUUGCCAUGUGGAAAUCUAAUAGAAGCACCGUAAGUGGAUACUUCCUGGCGGGGCGCUCUAUGACCUGGGUAGCGAUUGGUGCCUCUCUGUUUGUGAGCAAUAUUGGGAGUGAGCACUUCAUUGGGCUGGCAGGAUCUGGAGCUGCAAGUGGAUUUGCAGUGGGCGCAUGGGAAUUCAAUGCCUUACUGCUUUUGCAACUUCUGGGAUGGGUUUUCAUCCCGAUUUACAUCCGGUCAGGGGUAUACACCAUGCCUGAAUACUUGUCCAAGCGAUUUGGUGGCCAUAGGAUUCAGGUCUAUUUUGCAGCCUUGUCUCUGCUUCUCUAUAUCUUCACCAAGCUCUCAGUGGAUCUGUAUUCAGGUGCCCUCUUUAUCCAGGAGUCUUUGGGUUGGAACCUUUAUGUGUCUGUCAUCCUGCUCAUUGGCAUGACUGCUUUGCUGACUGUCACCGGAGGCCUUGUUGCAGUGAUCUACACAGACACUCUACAGGCUCUGCUCAUGAUUGUUGGGGCACUCACACUUAUGAUUAUCAGCAUGAUGGAGGUUGGCGGGUUUGAGGAAGUUAAGAGAAGGUACAUGUUGGCCGCACCCAAUGUCACCUCCAUCUUGUUGACAUACAACCUUUCCAACACAAAUUCUUGUAAUGUCCAACCUAAGAAAGACGCCUUGAAGAUGUUGCGGAAUCCAACAGAUGAAGAUGUUCCGUGGCCUGGAUUCAUUCUUGGGCAGACCCCAGCCUCAGUGUGGUAUUGGUGUGCUGACCAAGUCAUCGUGCAGAGGGUCUUGGCUGCCAAAAACAUUGCUCAUGCCAAAGGCUCUACUCUUAUGGCUGGCUUCUUGAAGCUUCUGCCAAUGUUUAUCAUAGUGGUCCCAGGAAUGAUUUCCAGGAUACUGUUUGCUGACGAUCUAGCUUGCAUCAACCCGGAGCACUGCAUGCAAGUGUGCGGGAGCCGAGCCGGGUGUUCCAAUAUUGCUUACCCGCACCUGGUGAUGAAGCUGGUUCCCGUGGGCCUUCGGGGCUUGAUGAUGGCAGUGAUGAUCGCAGCGCUGAUGAGUGACCUGGACUCUAUCUUUAACAGUGCCAGCACCAUAUUCACCCUGGACGUGUACAAACUCAUCCGCAAGAGCGCCAGUUCUCGGGAGCUGAUGAUCGUGGGGAGGAUAUUUGUGGCUUUUAUGGUGGUUAUCAGCAUAGCAUGGGUGCCAAUCAUCGUGGAAAUGCAAGGAGGCCAGAUGUACCUUUACAUUCAGGAGGUAGCAGAUUACCUGACACCUCCAGUGGCAGCCCUGUUUCUUCUGGCAAUUUUCUGGAAGCGUUGCAAUGAGCAAGGGGCUUUCUAUGGCGGAAUGGCUGGAUUUGUUCUUGGAGCAGUCCGUUUGGUACUGGCCUUUACAUACCGCGCCCCAGAAUGCGACCAGCCUGAUAACAGACCUGGUUUCAUCAAAGACAUCCACUAUAUGUAUGUGGCCACAGCACUGUUUUGGGUCACAGGACUCAUUACUGUAAUUGUUAGCCUUCUUACCCCACCUCCCACAAAGGAACAGAUUCGCACCACCACCUUUUGGUCUAAGAAGAGCCUGGUGGUGAAGGAGAGCUGCUCUCCCAAAGAUGAGCCGUACAAAAUGCAAGAGAAGAGCAUUCUGCGGGGCAGCGAGAACAGCGAGGCCAUCAACCACAUCAUCCCCAACGGGAAAUCGGAGGACAGCAUCAAAGGCCUUCAGCCCGAAGAUGUCAAUCUGUUGGUGACCUGCCGAGAGGAGGGCAACCCGGUGGCUUCCCUGGGCCAUUCCGAGGCAGAGACGCCAGUGGACGCUUACUCCAACGGGCAAGCGGCUCUCAUGGGUGAGAAGGAGAGGAAGAAAGAAGUAGAGGAUGGCAGCCGCUACUGGAAGUUCAUAGACUGGUUUUGCGGCUUUAAAAGUAAGAGUCUCAGCAAGAGGAGUCUCAGAGACCUUAUGGAAGAGGAAGCUGUUUGUUUACAAAUGUUAGAAGAGACUCCAAAAGUUAAGCUAAUACUCAAUAUUGGACUUUUUGCUGUGUGUUCACUUGGAAUUUUCAUGUUUGUUUAUUUCUCCUUAUGAACUUAAGAUAUGGUGAGACACUUAAGAGAAUACUGGUCUUUGGAAAAAAAUUAUGUAACUGUUGCAUCUCUCAGGCAUUGUUUACGCUGUAGGUUUUAGCCAAAUUUUACUUAGCAGAAAAUCAUCUAUUUGCAAGACUUUAUUUUUCCCAGAGAUGGACGGAAGUAAAUCUUCAACUUAAAUGAAGCAGAACGUGUUUAACAGACUGACUUGUGCAAAUGUGGUUCAAAAUUUUCCAUACCAAAGUAAGGAAAGACUACUUAUUCUCACAGGUCUCUGAGGCAGAAUCAAUGUUAAGAUACCGUGAAUAAGGUACACUGUUUGCACUGCCGAGUCUUGACAGACUUUGUGCUGAAGUAGAAGAUUUGCUCGUUUCUAAGUUUUUUUCUGUCUCUGUAACCCCUACUCACAAACAAAAGCCAAUUCUUAGACCUUGUACAAUCAGUUAUGUACUGAAAAUCUAAUGUGCUUGUGUUGUACUUGUUUCAGGACAGUUUGCCACGUUCAUUUUGUUAGCAUGAGUCUAUGAAUUCUGAUUGCCAAAAGAAAGAAUGUUUUCCUGUAGGUAUUUUUGUACCCUCUGUAUAUAAAAUGUUGGGGAAAAACAUCGUUCCAGUUCUCUCUCCCCCACCCCCCAUUUUUUCCUGCUUUAAAAUGUAAGUGAACCAUAUUGAAAUGACCAUAUCUGUCUUUGAAGUUACGUGUCAUAAUUGUAUUGUUAAAUGGUUAUGGGUUGGGGGGGGGGUGAAUGAAGUAAGCAUUGCUGAUGAUCCCUACAUAUGUUGACCAAAUUCAGUUUGUUGUUACAGUUUGGGAAUUACCAGCCUCCCAGGCAGUGUUUGAUUAACUUAAACUAAACAUACUGCUCACACUCCAUAAUUUUCCAGCUUUGUUCUUGUCAGUUGGUAACAUUCUUUAAUAGCUUUCCCAAAUGGAUCCAAUUGGAAGAUACGUUCAGAAUCCAAAAGUUGACACUGCCUGUGUGUGCUGGGCGCCCCGGUUGAUUAGAUCAUGAUACACUGAAGUGGUUUUAGAAGGCAGGUUUAAUUCGAGACCAUACUGUAUCCUUGACACUUCUUGUUUGUGAUCAAGACUUGCCAUCUGUACACAGCCUCGACGUUUGUGUUGUUGCAGUGACUUAGAGCAUGAGGUGGUUUCAGUGCACAUGGGCCAUCAGGAUCAGGAGACUCGCGAGUGCAUGCUGCCAUUGGUAGGUUGUCAGGAAAUCUUUCUGUAGGAUGGGUAGCAUGUUCAGGAAGUGCCACGAACAAGGACUUCUGGGUUUAGUAGUGUGUCUGACAGUAGAUGUUACAGGAUGUUUGUAAUCUUAGGACCCUUAUCUUGACAUGGUUUGGGUACCCAGUUGCAAUGUCCAUGGUGGGAGUCUUAUUUUUCACAGGCUGUUUCCCCUUAAUGAGGACAGGGCAGGGUACAAAUGAUGUUAGAAAAAAGCUCUCCAGAUUGUGUAGUUUGUGUGUGUGUGUGUUGUUCUUUGUCCUCCUUAAAAGAUGAAGGAAGCUGAUUAUGCAUUUACUUUCUUUGACUUUGUUUAAUCUCUGAUACUUUUUAAAUUGCAUGAAUUUAUUAAGAUUGUAUGCUUUAGGGGGAAUUACUUUUAUAGAUACUUUUGUAGAUUUUGAAUCAAAACUCAGUCCUGAUGACUUUAAAUUCUUUUGUAGUCUAUGAACUGGUUUCAUUAUGAUGGACUUGGUUAGUCCAAAGUUGAUUUUAGAAAUUAUCAGGUAAUUUAAUGUCUUCCUGUCUUCAGGAGGCUUUCUGAUGGACUGAGUCUAUUGAUGGAAAAAUAAUUCAUGUAUGGAUAGUAUGUAAUUCUGAAGAGCUUAGAGUGCCUUGUUGAAUUUUUUCUCAAUUUCAUUCUUGAGGUUUAUAACCUGGGGACCAAAUAGAUAAGGGACCAUCCUUUUCUUGUGUGGAGGUUAAGGCUGUGACAAGUCCAAGGUUAUAACAUGUUUCGGGGGAGAAUGGAAACCAGACUUCCAAAUCUGGACACCUAGUUUGUCCAGAUGUAUCUGGACAAAUGAUUUGUCCUGUUUGUUUUUUUUCUCAAAGAAACUCUUCUUUGAAACAAUCCUUUGUAGGAUCUUAAAUUUUCCAAAUUGGCACUAAGUUGAAGGAAUUAAAUUUUUCUGGACUCUGAACACAUUGCUAUGUAAUUCAGCAGUGAGAACUGAUGUAUUGGCUGGGCAGCCUUCCUGUUCCUUCUGCUUACAGCAUAAGUGACUAGGAGGCGUGUGUGUAGAUUUUUUCCCCCUUUAUUUAAUGUUGAGCCCUAAUAGUUUGGAAUCUUAUAGUUCCCCCAUCUUCUGUCUGCUGUUGUCUUAGUAAAAACGUAAGAUACAUUGUGUUAUCUGUUUGUGUAUAUAGCAGUUGGUCAGAUUGGGAGUACUAAUGUCUGUAAAUAAGGAAUGACUAUUAGCAUAUCCAUUAGAAUUGUUUGUUCUUGCCAGUAUCAACAUCACUUUAUUUAGACUGAAGUCUCUGAAGCUUGUCCUUACUGCUUCCCAGUAAUAGAUAAUGCACUUGAGUAAGUAUGGAUUGCUGGUUGCCACUUCUUUUCAGAGGACCAAUCUUAGUGUGUAUUUCAUUAGAGUGAGUGUUCCUGGGAUGCUGCGUGGACUGUGAUAAGCUAGCAAAUUGCUCAUACUGUAUACUGACUAGAUGAGUCCCAAAUAGUGACAUUGAUCUCAAGACUUUAACGUGUGUAUCUUUAUAUUAAAGUUCAAGCUAAGGUUCAGAAUUGACUGAGAGUGACACUGACUUGAAUGGUAGCUGAAAGUCAAAAUGAGACGAGGAUACUGGUCUUCCGAGGCAGGAGAAACACUGUCGUAUCAGCUGUUAGUGGUGUUCCCGGUUCUUAGACUUCUGUCUUCUCAGGUAUUCUUAGUCUGAAGAUGUGAUAAGAAGGGCUUAUUACACUGGUGAGCAGAAUGACUGUUGACUUUUCUAUGGGACCUCUGAUUUCUCUGAUCAUCUCAGAAGAUACUGUCCUGCUCCCCUACACUGCCGAGCUGAUCUCUUCCCCAGUUCUGCUUUGCUGGGAGGUUACUGCAUCAGUCUCUAGAUAGAGAGGAUCAUGAAGCAAUAGCCAUGGUGCUGUGUUCUUUGGCAUAAGUUCAGUAGAUCUGAUUUCUCCAGGCUUCCUUUUCACUUCGCUCAGAGGAUCCAUUGUCUUUUUGCACUGAGGCUGGCCAGGUUCAUGUAGGUGCUUAAGGAUGGAACCCCAAGCAGUUAACAGAGACCCUCAUUCUGAUACUUCACAUUUUAAGAAUUGGAUAGGAGGGUUGUGCUUCAGGUCUCUAACCAGAGGCACAGGGGAUUAAAAGUCUUGUCUCAGGCCUUUUAGAAUCUUUUUUUUUCCCCCCAGUGUGUCCUUGUUUGCAGUCCAUGGUUUUUUCUCUCCAUUGGGUAUAUGGAUCUUCCCAGAGAUCUUUGAAUUUCAUUACUUGUAGCCAGUAGGUUUUUCUCUUACUGACAGAUAAACUGGCUCCAUUGUUACCCUUUAAGAAGGCUGGAUCCUUCAGUGUUCCCACUUGGCAGCAUUAGGCUUAGUGGAUUACCUGUCUCAUGUUCAUUUGAGUUGUGAGGACUGUAUGGUAGGUGAUAGUGACACGUAGUCACCGUAUCCCAGAGAUUGCCCAGGUCUGGACUGAGAGAAUAGGGUUCAACAGGAAAGAUUAGAUCACUCAGAGUUGCCAGCUCCAGUUUAAAAAAUCAUAAAAACAUUUAAGUGAGGUUUACAAGUGCUCAGGUGAUAGAGAUUAACAAAUUGGAGGACAAACAUUUUCUUAAUACCUGCAGACACAUGCAGAGAUUUGAAGCAUCUGGACUGCUAUUUGAAACCCCUCCCCAUAAGAAUUAGGGUAUUUGUGAAUAAAACAUAUCUGUUAAACUCUGGUUUGAUAAGUAUAAUAAGUAUGAAUUUAUUGACACAUUAGAAGCUGAUGGAUAUUUGAUAGUGAUAAUUUAGUAGAAAAAAAUGUUUCUAGCUUUCAGUGUCCAUAUGAUUUUCAGUAUCCAGAUGCCUAAGUCAUUGCAAUGUUUUUAACAGAUGGCAUAGUUCUGUGUCUGUGCAUAUCUACCUACCAUACAGAGACUGAUUUGUCUUCUCCUUGCUUCUUAGUUCUUUACGUAUUCUUUCAGUAUUUAAAUUCCUAUUUUGAUUUUUUUUGUCAGCUUAGUUCUUUCAGACCUGUUGUCAUAGUAUACUUUGCCCCAGUAGUAAUGCCUCUGAUCCAUGUAUUUAUUUAAAUAUAGUUGUACAUACUAAAUUUCUAUUCAUUUAAAAUGUUAAUUCUCCAGAAUGAUUUUCUCAGAAUUGUGUGUUGACCAACAAAAGCACUAGUAAUUCAGUGGUAUUCUCAAAACUAUUUUCAAAAAUUAGGGAGACUAGUAGUGAAAAUUUACUUAAGGCCCUUUGAAAUGAUGGUUUAUUGCAGAAAAGCAGUGGGGUUUGUUUUGAUGCCAGAAGGCUUGUCUGUGUAGUAAUUUAAUGUAACGAUUUGAAGCUAGUCAGUCAGCAUAUAGAGGAAACAGUUGUGUUCCUUUGACUGGAGACUGGGUUGCGGGAGAAGUAAUCUUCUGAUUACUAGCCUUGGUUGACUUAACCCAGGGAUACAAACACCUUUCCCUUAUUAAGGUUGCUUCUCUGAAUCUGAAUUAGGUAUAUUUUUGUCAGACUCCCCUGGCUGGAAAACUAAAAGCUACUUUGACUUCUAGGAGAGAAUUUAGCUAAAGUUCAGAGUAAUUAAUAGACGUUCCAACCUGAAUUCCACACCAUGACUUACUUAGUCAUAGAAAUGUUUUUAUUUAAACUUCUCUCUGCAGUUCUGGGAGUGGUCUCACCUUUAAAAUAAUGUGAACAAUUGAUGGAACUUUGGUGUGUUUCCAUCUUAACUCCUUUGUAAAAGGUGAGAUUCAGUUUUUCCUUUUGGUAGGCCCCCAGAACCACCAACCAGAACCAGUCUUUUACUCCUACAUAACAAAAAAGGUUUGGUGUAUCUGGUCUUAACUAAUCUCAUGCACUUUGCUUUUUCGGGGAGUACCAAGUAAUUGCAGGCUGCUGACUUAAAUCAGUAACCUUAUUUUAUGUAACGACUGUUGGAUUUGGGUGCCUGGAGUCCCAGCAUGUGUGAAGAGCGGGUUGCUGGAGAAAAGCAAGCGCUGCAGAGCCAGCCAGGACAAAGCACGGAGGCGCACGUCUGCCCUGUGUGUCCCAGUGGUUUGGCUCUGCUCAGUGGUGGAGCGGAAACCCCUGUGCAGUGACUGGCUGUGAUAGGCGAGCCCCUCCCCCUUCAGUGAGCUCCUACGGGGAUUUCAGCAGCAGCACGAGGUGACGGGAGGUGAUUCACAGCCUGGCUGGAGACUUACAUGUAUCUUGGUACAUUUCACCCUAUUCCCUGGUGCUGGUGGAUAAAGGUGUGUUACAUUAAAAAAAAAAAAUUGCUUUUGGAUGAACUAGGUAAUUUUUCAGUUUAUCAGUGUAGCCAAAACCUCCAUAUGUGGAAUGUUCAGUAGUAGCUUUUUUUGUUAUAUUUAUUGGAAAUUAAAAUUAGACUCUUUGCUGUUAUAGAAAUCCUGAAUUGGCAAAGGUGCCAAUACAUAUUCCAUAAUAUAACCAGCUUUUAAAAUUUAUAUGUUUGGAUUAGUGCCUUCUGGUUGCCAGUAUUGACUCUGCUAGUUUGCACCUUUCCUUAAUAGAAAAUUCUUAUUUGUUAUUACUUCUGAAAUUUCAUUAUAACUAGUGAAGGAAAUUAAAAAUAUACAUUAUAUUUACAUACUUUAUAUACAGCCUUUAUUUAGGUUCAAGGAAUCUAGGUAACUAUUCAUGUUGCAGCUUUAAUUAUUUUUGAUUGCUUAGUUACUUAUUCUGAUGAUAUUUUCUCUCUCCUUUCCAUUGUGGUUAUGACAGGUAAAUCUGAGAACAGGUAGAUGACAGCUGUUCAUCUUCUAGGAGAAAAAGCUGGUCAAGGUCCAUAGAAAGCACAAAUGGCAUUCACACGCAUGUGCACCUCCACAUGUAGAAAGCACAGGACUCUGGGUAUUCUGAGUAACCCUCAAGUGCCAGUCAUGAGACUCACCAGUUGUUGUGAGGACCACAGUAGUAACAGCCCUAGAUGCUAAGAGAUGGAAGUUAUGGGAACUGAAUGAUAGGGGAUUCAGAGUGGUCACCUGGACGAAUCUCCCACCGUGGUGGAGUGGGGAGCUCAGAUGUUGGGAGCGAUGUAUUAUAACCGGGUGGGGUGUGGUGCUUCGCUGAAAUAACGUCUGGGCUCUGCUACCAUCUGUAGCUGAAGAAGCAGACACACUUCUAGGUUGGUUGUGGAUGGUCUAAAGCUGAAGAGCUGUUGGAAUGGUUUUGUACUUCAGGAGAUUACCUCUUGUCAAUAAUGCUCUAAAAAACAUGGAGAGAUUCACAUUUUAGCAGAGCACACACUACUUUAAUUUUUUGUAUGCUUCAUUUAAUAGAGGAGAAUUAACCCAUAUGUUCAGAGCAUCGAGCUAAUUCUGAGACAGGUUUGCCAAAUGCGGAGAGUCUGUACGGGACUGCUUGCCCGUCCUGUUACCCCCAUAAGACCCCAUUAGACAAAAAUCUGUGCACGUGGUGCAAGAGGAAGAAGAGAAUGUGUUUUCUUCCACUCAGUGUUGCCCUCCCCUACCCUUUGCUUGCUUCUCCUCUGAAUAAUCCAUGUGUUUCAAGAACAAAUAAGUAUCUUUGUCUUAAGUUUUGCCCAUGUGUCAAAAGGUACAACUCCCAGAAUGAGAGAGAAGUGGCUGAUGGGUUUCCUUGUUCCUGCUCUCCUCUGUUUUGUACCAUCUUUUUAGGGAAAGACUGGUCAGCUCUCAUGUAGAAGUCUAGAGGAAGUGGUAGCUGGUGUGGGCUGGAAGGUUCACCGUCUUCCUGCAGCAGAAAGCUGGCCAGGUGUGCAUCCACAGCGUCGUUUUAGAAUCUGAGACCUGAGGCUUGGGGGGUGAGGGGAGAAGAGCCAGAAAUGUAGGAGAAAGAAGUUUGAGGAACAUCCUUGGCUUAGCAAUAUGUGAUAAUGCAAAGCAAUUAAAACCUGUUAGUCCUAUAUAUUAUGUAUUCUGUACCUUUAAAUAACGUUUGAAAAUUUAAAAUAGUUUGUAAGAACUUUAAGAAAAGAAUGUUUUUGAAGAUUUCGUUGCAGAAAUGUCUUUCAUUUAUAAUUCCAUGGAAAACUGCUUUAAUUAGCCUAGGUGGGAAGUAGUCCUUGCAGUGUAAAUAUGUGUAAGUAGAGUUUUCUGAUUCCACUGUGAGAGCUCGAACUUUUGAGUGGCAAAUAGAUCAUGGAUUUUUCUGUGGGGUUGUUAAGAUGCAAAAGCUUUAUUAUUUUUUAAUAAUGACAUACUACAUUAGUGUCGGAUAAUGGUGCGGAGUCUUUCCCUGCAAGCCCCACCAUGGUUGCUUCAGUUUAUAGAUUGCCAGCAAGUUCAGAGAUAGAGCAGGGACUUGCCCGUUCUUUGGGACAUCUCAUUUUCUGUGUCCAGACCUGUGUUGGCAAUCACAGAUGAACUGUGUCGUGCUUCUCAGUACUUCUUUUUUUUCUUUUUUGAUAAGAUGGAUAUCAAAAAUAGUUGCUGUGCAAAAGUUAGUAGUCUUCUUCAAGAAGAAAACAAAUUCCUUUUCUAAUAAUAUCCUGUGAACUUGCUUCAUUCAUCCUUUAUUUUUAAGCCAAAUGCCAGCAGAAUCCUGCUGCUGCUUUUAUCUAGUAAUUUUGAUAUGUAAGUAUUAAUGAAUUUUAAAAAGAUGUCUACAUUGAAAAAUGUUUUCCCCCAGCGUCCUGCCUAUGAUGCUCUGAGCAGACUUUCUGUAAGAGACCAGUCAGUACCCUGGGAGUGUGUAUUGUGUAUGUGUGUCAUUUUAGUCUGUCAUUUAGGCAUUGUAGAUGAAAUGAUUAUCAAUAAAGUUGGUGAGCAUCAAUUUAGUUAUUAGUAAGUUUUGUUGAAUUGUACGAUUUAAAAUUUACCCUCCAUUGUCCACAGCUUUUUAAAUUUUCAGGUUUGAAUAAUUGAUUAGGUCCAUCUCCUUAUACAAUGUUUUGGUUGCAAGCAGAAAGUAGAAUUUGAUAUAAACUAGGUUACUUCUAUAUUGAAAGGAAUACAAUUGAAAUAGUAGAUUUAGGUUGUUAACCAUUCAUGACAAUUUUAACUUGACUAUUCUAACCUACUGUAUACAAUCCAGUUUUUAAAAUUGUAAACAUGUAUAAUCUUGGUUUAAUGUGUUUUAAAAGUGUUAUUGUUUAAAAAAUGAAAAAAAAAAGAUGCAAAUCUGCUAAAGAGCUGUCAGUUUUCAUUACUGACUCUGUAAAAUACACUGUUAUUUGUGUACUGUGUGUCAUUUUGCCAGCUGCUGCAUUAGCCUUCAGAAGUAUUUGGAAACUUAAGACGAACUCCAUUUCUUGCAAAAUACAUUCCUUUCUGUGGUAUUUUGUCCUGUAACUGAAGUAUAGUAAUAAUUAUUUUAUGGAAAUGUUAGCACUUCUGUACCAACUUUGAAUAAAAUGAGAAAUUUA